Messenger RNA from Sorghum bicolor (sorghum), 489 nucleotides. RefSeq names its product RING-H2 finger protein ATL74. The transcript has a single exon. Bases 1 to 489 code for a protein of 162 amino acids. The record is from RefSeq and is a predicted model, not a curated record. Lineage: Eukaryota; Viridiplantae; Streptophyta; Magnoliopsida; Poales; Poaceae.
AUGGAAGGAUCAGCAGUACUACCACACGGCCGGCCUCGUCGUCGACGCGCACACACCGGCAUCAUCCUGGCCGCGGUGCUCUGCGUGCUCGUCGGCGUGCUCAGUCUCCACCCCCUGCUCAGGUGCGAGCUCCACUACUGCGGCCGCCGCAGCAGCGCCCUCGGCCUCGGCGGCGCCGACCCGCACCCGCCCGCCGGAGGAGCCGGGCUGAAGAAGAGUGUGCUCAGGAAGAUGCCCGUGGCGGUGUACGGCGCCGAGUGCGCCAUCUGCCUCGGCGAGUUCGCGGACGGGGACGCCGUGCGCUUGCUCCCCAGGUGCCGCCAUGGCUUCCACGUCCACUGCAUCGACACGUGGCUGUCCGCGCACUCGUCCUGCCCGAUAUGCCGGGACUCGCUCCUCGACGACGAGGGUGCCAUGCCAGUGCCACUGCCGCCGCCGGCGAGGAGACGGCGGCGUGGGUGUCUCCUUCGGUCACUGCUGGCGUGUUAA